AAUAAAAUAUUAGAAAAAUGAAUUGCGAAAACCCAGGUGAGUGUGGCAAUUAAAAUAUAUUAGACACAAUUAUAAAUUUUUUUUUUUUAAAUAUUCUUAACAAAACAAUAGACAAUGAGUGACGUGACCAGUAAGACCAGUUGGUGUUCGGAGAAAGAAGAAAAUGGGGAAGCAGCCAGUGAGGAUGAAAGCGGGGAUGUCUACGCCCGCUCGCCCUACCCACAGAAGAUAAUGAGCGGCUUCUGGAAGGAUCUGCCGGGGAAGAUCCACACCACAAGGUCCCCGAGAACUGGAUUAGUGCCACGCUCCUCCUCGCUCCUACACCUACACGUACGUGUGUUUUCUGAUCUCAUAUUUCUUCUUUUAGCUCUUAGGAUAUCCUGAAUUUGUUAUUAUGAUAUCAACGUCUCUUUGGCUUGUAAUUUCAAUUUUUGGUUGCUUGAAUGAUCCUUGCCAAAGGAGGUAAAGCUUGAAUAAUGGAAGUUUAGGGAUGCUUAACUGAAUACUAGAAUACUAGAAAUAUGUAUCAAAAGAAUGAAUUCCAGUAACUGUUUUCUUAAUUGAUUGGUUUCCCCUCACAACCUUGAUGGCUGGCUUCUAUUGUUUUUAUUUUGCUUUCAUGGUAUACUUCUGCUAUGAGUAGAUGUUAUGAUGCUGACCAAAGUCCUGUUGUUCUGAGUGGAAUUAACUCGGUUUUCUUAAGUAAAGUCUCGAGUUUGAGUCUUGUGAAUGGAGAAAUAGGUGCCGGGAGAGUUUGCCCCAAAUGGGAUCUGAUGCGGCUUGAUUCUGGAUUAAUCCGACCCAACAUCGGGAGGUUAGUAAAAAAAAAACAAAAAAAUGUUACGAUGCUGAGUGAUUGCAAAAUAAUUUUUGUGCUACCGGAACCGGUGGAAAGGGCUUUAUAUUCUCUAAUAAUAGUAUGUUUGGUUUGAAGGGAGGGGAGGGGUGAAAAUUCCUCUAUUUGGUUAGUAAAAAAUUUGGAAGGGA
Molecule: messenger RNA, 987 nt
Organism: Rubroshorea leprosula
Lineage: Eukaryota; Viridiplantae; Streptophyta; Magnoliopsida; Malvales; Dipterocarpaceae
Source: the annotation of a GenBank genome assembly